GAGCCAGCAAGCGCAAUAUACCCGAGGCGCGGCUCAGGUGUGGGCCAGGACCUUCCUUUCUCGCAGCGUCGCAGCGGUCUCUCGCCUGCCUGCCAGAUGCCAGGUCCCGGCACGGAUCAGCCCUUGUGCCUAUUUGAUGUCGAAUCCUAACUCCAACUGAAGAGCCAGUUUUGUCUUGGUGCACUUACCAGGGUCGAAGAUGGACUAUGUUCUCAAUUACGCAGAUUAUUACUUUUUUACACCCUAUGUAUAUCCAUCUACAUGGCCGGAGGAUGACAUUUUCCGACAGACUAUUGGUCUCCUGAUUGUAACGAACCUUGGUGCUUUUGUCCUUUAUUUCCUCUGUGCAUCACUGAGCUAUUAUUUUAUCUACGACCAUUCAUUAAUGAAACAUCCACUAUUUUUAAAGAAUCAAGUCUAUCGAGAGAUUAAAUUCACUGUCCAGUCAAUGCCAUGGAUCAGUAUUCCCACCGUUGCUUUGUUCCUGCUAGAGGUGAAAGGUUACAGCAAAUUGUAUGACGACAUAGAGUUUCCACAUGGCUGGUUUCACCUCAUUGUUAGUGUAAUAUCCUUCCUCUUUUUCACCGACAUGCUGAUCUACUGGAUUCACAGAGGCCUUCAUCAUAAACUUGUAUACAAGCGCAUACAUAAACCUCAUCAUGUGUGGAAGAUUCCUACUCCAUUUGCAAGUCAUGCUUUUCACCCUUUGGAUGGCUUUCUUCAGAGUCUACCUUACCAUAUAUACCCUUUUAUUUUUCCAUUACACAAGUUGGUGUACUUAGGUUUGUACAUCCUUGUUAAUGUCUGGACAAUUUCCAUUCAUGAUGGUGAUUUUCGUGUCCCCAAGAUCUUCAGGCCGUUUAUUAAUGGCUCAGCUCAUCAUACAGACCACCACCUGUUCUUUGACUAUAACUACGGACAGUACUUCACCUUGUGGGAUAGAAUCGGAGGCUCAUUCAAAAAUCCUUCCUCCUUUGAGGGAAAGGGACCACAUAGUUACGUGAAGAGUGUGACGGAACAAAAUUGCAAUAGCCCUUCAGAGAAUGGUUAUAAAAAUGAAAAAUUAGGCAAUGGAGAGCUCACGAAGAUAGAGUAGAUUAUUGCCCAAAUCUUAAAUAUUUUUAAUAAGGAGAAAUAAUCGAUACCCAGUGAAGAUACAUGGCAAGUAAGUGGCGUCAUUUGAAAAUCAGCGUUGUGCACGCUGCUGAGGAAUGGCCAUGUGGUAGAUCAAAAGAAGAUGCUGUGAACACCAAGAUUCUAAUACCAUGUUUCAAGUACUGAGCGUUCGUCCGAGAACAGUGUGUAUCUUUCCAACCAGCAGAUCUAUAGUUUGUAUAGCCUCUACAAUAGUUUUAAAUUAAAGAAUAAACUACUGAAGGGACCUGGCUAUAUAUCCUUUUGCCUUACUCCACCCAUACUCAGUAAGAAAAAUUCAUUGUGUUCAAUAAUACCAAGGCUUAAGUACCCUAAUCAAGAAAUACUAAUGUGAAGAUGGUUCUUUGUUGAGGAAUGGCUACUUCAGUAUUGGUAUGAUAAUGACUACUUGUAGGAUUUUGCUCAAGUAGAACAAUCAGUUUGGAUAAAAGUCUGAUAUAUUAGUUAUUAUACCAAGGGUAGUAGCAGAUAUAGGGUUAUCAUUUUCCUAUAAAAGCCUCAUUUUCUGGGAUAUCAUCAAGUGGUCCAUUUUACUAAUGGAUAAAUAAAUUGGAAUUAAAAAAAAAAUAACAGUGUUGCCAUGAUUUAAUUCAAAUGUGAGGUUAUUUAACUGAAGAUAUUGAUGAUUACCAUGUAAAACCGUUAUUUAAUAAGCAUAAAAGUUAGGAAACUGAGUAUAGGUAGGGAAAUUUGAUGCUCAAAUAAUAUAUUUGGCACUGAUGAUUUUUUAAUUAAAUCAAUGCACUGCACUUUGGAUAUUUUUCACAGUUACAAACCUGUCUCUUGUAACAGGAAAUAAUUGCCAAAUAUUGCAGUCUUAUCUUUGAAGAUUUGUGUACAAACCUCAUUCUCCUCUUUCUCCGUCAGCACUUUCCCACACCGCCUCUUCAAAAAGAUUUGACAAAUACUUUCUUAAAAAAAAGUUGUGUGUUGUAACAUAACUAUAUUGGAAAACCAUAAUUUUAAAGAUACUUUAUUGUUAUUUAUGUAAAAUCAAUAAAAGUUGAUCAUACUGUUAUUAAACUGCAUCGGUUAAAUAUUGUAAUAGUGCAAAAUAUUCAUUGCACAAAUUGAUGUAAAUUUGAAACCAGGGACAAUGUGGAUUGUUUAAACUGUUUUAGAACCUUCCCAGAUGCUCACUCUAGCAGAGAAAGAGAGAAGGGGGAUAUUACAUUCUUGUAUUUCACAUCUUUAUUAGAUUUAUGUUUAGGUUCAAUGUUGACCUUAUGGGGAAAUUUGAUUCGGUUCUCAUCCAGUUCAACUUGUGACCAGAAUUACGGAGAGAAUUGAGUUUGUGAGCCAAGGUACUGCUGUACUUUAGCAGGAGACUAGUCAUAAAAUUUAAUCCCUGGGAUCCAGAAGAAAAUGUUCUUACGUUGAAUUCCAUGUACCAGUUAGUUUUUUAUAACAGGUAAAUGCAGCUGAGUACUUUUCACUAGUUCUACCCGGCUCAGUGUUCCACCUUGCCUAAGAAAGAGAAGAAAAUUAAAGAGAAGUAAAUUUAUUGCUCAAUAAUAGUGACAUCUAAUAUGCAUUGAGCUUUUCUUCUUCACUAGGCAUUGCUAUGAGUCUUUGACAUGAAGAAACGAGAACUCAAAGAAGUUAAGUAGCUGUUGCAGGGUUCACUUCUCACAGAAACUCACGUGGAUGUUCCUGGUCAUCAGCAGGUUUCCACACGGUCAUUCUGAAACUCAAGCUCUACCUUGUGGCUCUUCCUAAUUUUUAGUUUAGAAUCCACUUUGUCACGGGGUACAUGGGGAAAGAAGGAAACGUGUGUGUAUGGAGAGUUUCUCUGAGAGGGGCCUAGGAGUGUAUGUCUUUUGCUCACUCACAUUUCUUGGACAAAAAUCAGUCAUGCCCCCCUGGACUGGAAAAGGUUUCAUCCCAUGACUGGCUAUAUGCUGGAGCAAUGAGGAAGCCAGUUUCUUGAGCAGAUAGCAAACUUUACCACAUUCAUGUGGUUUAUUACCCUCUUCAUGAGGAGAAUGGAGGAAAUAAAGAUGUCAGAAUGAUAAAUGAGCUCCGAAAUAUUUCAGGUUCUCUCUGCAUUAGUUGUCCCAGUGUUUAAUUCCAUAACUGAUAGCAAUGUGAAAAUUAAUAGAUUUUAUUCCUGUCUAAUACAGAGGAAAGCACAUAAUUUAUGAGAAGGAAAAUUUUUAAAGUGUUAAGAAUGGUCAGAUUAAUCUCUGCCUUCUCACCCUUCUUAAAUUCUGGUCUUUUAAAGCUGAAUUAUGUUGAAAAAUUCUUUUUUUUAUGCUUCAUCAUGUUCUUCUUGUGCUCACUCCAGCAGCACAUAUACAUCAUGUUCUCGUAUUCUCUAUUAGAGCAGUUCAGAAUAUUCAGGGAAGUGAGGACCUAAAUGCCUUCCUAGAGGAAUGGCAAUUGAGAAACUUUCCCUUUGACUUUGAAACCUUUUAUAGUUAUCAAAGUGGAAAAUGAAGUAAAAAAAGUUACAUUUUUUUCCUUUGCUGGUAGAAACUGGGAGGUAGAUGGAGAUGAUUGAGAGCACAGUUGAGAAACCCACAGAAAUGUACUGUGUCUUCAUCUUUCUCCUGUCUCUUAAUACUGAAUGCGAGGAAUCUACCCUCCCCUUUUCUUUUGCUUCCUGUCUUCUAGAGCCCAGGGACAGGUUUGGGAGAGAAUUAGGAGUUCAGUUUUGAGUGCAUGCUGUUUACAGCACAUGCAGUUAUUUUAUAGAGGAGUGAUGUGUAGGAGAUAACAGAGCAAAGAUUUGGGAUGCAUUUAGGUAGAAAAAGUGUGAAGUCAUUCAUUAGCCAUGCAGAGCAGGAAUAAAGUUAUCCAAAGAAACUAAACAAUUUGCGGGAUGCUGUGGUCUAAAUGUGUCCCCUAAAAUUGAUACAUUAAAACCCAACUGAUCAUCAAGAUGAUAACAUUAAGAGGCAGGACCAUUAGGAGUAAUUAAGCCACGCCCUCAUAAAUGGAAUUAAAAGUAUAAGGGAGCUCUAUCCUUUUUGUGUUAUAAUUCCUUCUGUCAUGUGAAGACCCAGCAUUUGUUCCCUCCAGAGGAUACAGCACCAAGGCGCCAUUAUGGAAACAGAGUUUGAGUCUGCCAGACACCAAACCCUCUGGGACCUUAAUCUUGGACUUACCCGGCUCUGUAACAGUGUGAAGUAAAUUCCUAUUUGUAAAUGACCCAGUCGAAGGCAGCAAGAAAUUACUAACAGGAAAGAACUUUCCUUCCUUGUGUUUAUAACUUCAGACUCGAAAAACUUGACUGACUGUAUUUCAGCAGUUCCUGCUUUUGAUCAUCUUUUGUUGUUAUGUGCACUGUAUUUAUUCUAGGCCUUGAAAAUAGAAAUCAUCAUUGCGUUAAUCCAUGCAUUCUUACAAAAUACCUGAUACGUAAUUGAGCUUCAAUAAAUACUUCGCUGAAUGUAUUAAAUGAA
Molecule: messenger RNA, 4562 nt
Organism: Chinchilla lanigera (long-tailed chinchilla)
Lineage: Eukaryota; Metazoa; Chordata; Mammalia; Rodentia; Chinchillidae
Gene: Sc5d
Product: sterol-C5-desaturase
Exons: 6
Coding region: 200-1096 (298 amino acids)
Molecular function (GO): oxidoreductase activity; iron ion binding
Source: RefSeq, a predicted model, not a curated record